AUGCCUCUCCCUGUGCGCAACUGGGGUGCGGAAGUUGAGAACACCUACAUAGCUGAACAGCUCGACUAUGACCCACAACAGCAACAAGAGCAAGCACAGGAGCAGCAGACACGUCUCAAUGCAGGUCAGCGGGCUGCGUUCGAGACGAUCAUCAAUGCGGUCACCAAUCAAGAGCACAAGCUGUUCUUUGUGCACGGGCCUGGCGGCACCGGGAAGACAUUUCUCUAUAGUGCGCUGUGUCACAAGAUCCGCGGGGAAGGCUUGAUCGUCCUCUGCGUUGCAUCCUCUGGGAUCGCUGCACUUCUUUUAGAAGGAGGUCGCACAGCGCACUCCAUGUUCAAGAUUCCCGUGGAAAGCUUGAACUCACAAUCAACCUGCGCCAUUCCCAAGGACAGCCCGUAUGCAGCCAUGCUUCGCCGUGUGCGUCUGAUCAUAUGGGAUGAGGCCGCCAACCAACAUCGCUGGGCACCUGAAGCUGUCGACCGCACACUCCGUGAUCUACGCAAUGACGACCGCCCCUUUGGCGGCAUCACUGUCGUG
Trametes versicolor FP-101664 SS1 is the source of this 540-nucleotide messenger RNA. RefSeq lists its product as uncharacterized. The transcript is spliced from 2 exons. NCBI's taxonomy places the organism in Eukaryota, Fungi, Basidiomycota, Agaricomycetes, Polyporales, Polyporaceae. Gene Ontology annotation, molecular function: DNA helicase activity. The record is from RefSeq and is a predicted model, not a curated record. The annotation marks the transcript as partial. Gene Ontology annotation, biological process: DNA repair; telomere maintenance.